This is a messenger RNA of Owenia fusiformis, 2002 nucleotides long. NCBI's taxonomy places the organism in Eukaryota, Metazoa, Annelida, Polychaeta, Sabellida, Oweniidae. The record is from the annotation of a GenBank genome assembly.
AUGGAUAAUAAAUCAAAAUGGACGCCUAACAUAAACAAAAGAAUUGAUCCACGAGGAGCUCAAGAAAAUUCCCGAGAUGAAAACGGUUGCUGGGCAAAGUGUCAAAACAAAAAGAAUCUCAGCAUAGAUGAUUACGAGAAAGCAACACAAUUUUGGUUAUUUAGUUGUAAGCGACCUCACAUGAGAGGUUUCCAGGCAUCCUGGUUUGGCACUUUUAUUGCCUUCUUUGGUUGGUUCAGUGUACAGUCAUUAGUUCCUGAUAUUCAAGAAGAUCUGAAAUUAACAGAUGAAGAAGUUGCAAAUUCUGGAAUAGCUGCAGUUGUCUCUGUAAUAGGGGUGCGACUUGCAACAGGUCCAUUGACUGAUCGAUUUGGACCGAGACGUAUCAUGGCCAUACUCCUCAUGACUGGAGGAAUUUCUCUGGGAGUUACAGGGCUCACAUCUACCGCCAAUGGACUUAUAAUUACUAGAUUCUUUAUUGGCAUUCUUGGUGCGACAAUUGUCCCGUGUCAUUCUUGGGCGUUCAGUUUAUUCAGUUCUAAUAUUGUUGGCGCUGUAAAUUCAUUAGCAGCUGGCUGGGGAACGAUGGGAGUAGGUGUGGCUUUUCUUGUAAUGCCUCUGCUGCUAAAACUAGUACUGCUGAUCGGAGUUGGGAAAUCAAAUGCUUGGAAGAUAUGUUUGACUAUUCCAGCAACAAUAUGUCUUAUCAGUGCAGUACUCUUUUGGUUAUUCACGGAUGAUUGCCCACAAGGUAGAUGGGGAUCAAGAAAGACGAUUGUUGAAAUAGACACACUUGAAACUGCCAAUGGAACAGUUAAUGCAGCAAGUGAUGAUUCAAUAGUUCCAGCAAAGGUAGCAGAUGAUACUUCCAAGAAAUUCACAAAGCAGAAUAACAAAGGAUUUCGAGGGCACAUUGGAUUUAGAAUUUUCGCAAUCGCUGUCCUAUUCAUACAAUUUUCGGGUGUUGGGAUAUCUAUCAACAGCACAAUGAAUGUGUAUCUAUUGCGAAAAUUCAAAGACAAAGACUGUGAUCUGAAGGAUUCCAAAUUUGCUAAUACCACCAUGAUGAGCGAUGAAUGCUCAAUUAUAAGUGCUGAAACUGCCAGUCUAAUAACAUCCAUUUUUAAUCUCAUGCUUCUGUUUGCUUGUUUAACCGGUGGUUUAUUUUCUGAUUUACUUGCCAAACGUUUUAGUUUAUCUGGCAGGCUUAUGAUUCAUUCACUUUUUCUCGCCAUGCAUGGUAGUUUGAUGAUCUUAUUUGGCUAUAUGGAGAGUCUUCCCAGUGCAAUUGCUGUUCUUAUUCUCUGGAGUUUUUGCUAUCAGAAUACUCAGGGUACAAACUUCGGACUGGAACCAUUUAUCUGGCCGAAGCGAGUUGGGUUGGUCAGUGGAAUUUUAGCGAUGGGAGCGACAUCUGGCAGCAUCUGUUGGAAUCUUCUCUGGCGUUAUAGUCUUGAUAACAUGUCAAGGUACUACACAAUUGUGGGCUCAGUUGCAUUAUGUUCAUCCUUAUUAACAAUAUUUGUAUUCGUUGGGGGUUAUAACAUGUUGGAUCCAUGUCUCAAGAAAGGAAUAUUCCGAGAGGGGAACGUUGUAAAACAACACAAUAAUAUUCACGAGAACAGAUGAGACACACUUGUGCAUGCUUUUACAAACCCUUGAGCCUGUUCUGAGACAUGCCAAUGAGGCAAUGAAAAAUGUAGGUUCAUUGACAGUAAAAAAGAAUAAAUUGUCAGUUCAUCGAUCUUAGACACAUGCAGUUUGAAUGUAAAAACUGGAUAAAUGAAUGGAUAAGUGAAAAGGCAAUCCAAAAAUCAUUUUUUGUCAUAAAACAACUCAUGAGCUCAAUAUUGUAAAUGAGAGAACAUAGAUGACACUUAUGAAUGAAAAGGUGGUUCCUAUCAUGAUAUGAGUAUAACCUAUACAUAUUGGAGAUGGAGCCUAAGUUUGGCAAACGCAUUGCAGUGGCGUAGCCAGAAUUUGACAGGAGGAGGUUCGAAUA